Messenger RNA from Trachemys scripta elegans, 1237 nucleotides. It is a transcript of the gene TNFAIP8, whose product is annotated as TNF alpha induced protein 8. Bases 232 to 804 code for a protein of 190 amino acids. Gene Ontology annotation, cellular component: cytoplasm. Gene Ontology annotation, biological process: regulation of apoptotic process. The record is from RefSeq and is a predicted model, not a curated record. Gene Ontology annotation, molecular function: cysteine-type endopeptidase inhibitor activity involved in apoptotic process. NCBI's taxonomy places the organism in Eukaryota, Metazoa, Chordata, Testudines, Emydidae. The transcript is spliced from 2 exons.
GAAGAAAAUGCUUUUAUGAGGUUGUCUCAGAGAGAGGAUGAAAAAACUUUAAAUCUGUAUCAGAUUCAGAUGCUAUUUGAGGGGAGUAUAUUAGGCUACUGUGAUAAAGUAUUGAUGUUAAAUUUAAUUAACAAGCUACCAGUCCAGUCUUUGCCUCAUACACAUUGUGACUAUACCUGAAACGUGACUUUGGCAUCACCAUCUCAGUAAAAGCUGUAAUUCUACUUGUUGAUGAACAUGGCCACGGAUAUCUUCAACUCCAAAAACUUGGCCAUUCAGGCCCAGAAGAAGAUCCUUGGCAAAAUGGUAUCCAAAUCAAUAGCAACUACCUUGAUAGAUGACACCAGCAGUGAUGUUUUAGAUGAGCUCUACAGGGUGACAAGGGAAUACACUCAAAACAAGAAAGAAGCAGAAAAAAUCAUUAAAAAUCUCAUCAAAACAGUCAUCAAAUUGGCAAUUCUCUACAGGAAUAACCAGUUUAAUCAGGAAGAAAUAGCACUGAUGGAGAAGUUUAAGAAGAAGGUUCAUCAGCUGGCUAAAACCGUGGUCAGUUUCCAUCAGGUGGAUUAUACCUUUGACAGGAUUUUUUUGUCCAAAUUGUUGAAUGAUUGUAGAGAGAUACUUCAUCAAAUCAUCCAACGCCACCUAACUGCAAAAUCACAUGGACGUGUCAACAACGUGUUUGAUCAUUUCUCUGAUUGUGAAUUUUUGGCUGCCUUAUACAAUCCCUUCGGACCUUAUAAGCCCCACUUGCAGAAACUCUGUGAUGGUGUCAACAAAAUGCUAGAUGAGGGAAACAUAUAAGUACUCGCAUUACGGUUGACUGCUCGUGUGUAAUUUGUAGAAGGAACACUGCUGAUUUAUGAAGGAAUAAGGGACCAUACAAAGGUAGUUUUUUUAAUAUAACAGAUGCUUCAGAAAAAUCUUUACCAAACUGAGUAUUAUGAGCCAUCUAUUGCUAUUCCCAGUCAACCUGGAACAAAGACUUCGAACAAUACUGCUUUAGUGUGCUUUGCCUAAGGAAACGGCUAGAUAAAGGUUGUGAAACAGAGCAGCUCAAGUAGAGGAAGACUCUUGUGAAGUAUAUAAUAAAAUGAAAUUAUAUGUAGUCAAACAAUCCAACUAUGUAAUCUUACAUUUAGAGUAAUAUUUAUAAAUCAUCAAAAGGCUAUUUUUUUGUAUCAGACUAGCAUGGUGAUGGUACAUUCUGUAAUUUCUUUAACUCACAUGUUAAAAA